UCUUUAUUCCAAGGAAAAAAUGGGACAUGUAUACCAAGACAGGCUAUCGAUUUCUAUGGAAGAGUUAUGUUCUGAAAAUGGUAGCAGCAGGGGAAGGAUGGGCAGGAAGAGCUACGACGAUGACACCAGAACGUUCAAAUCCAAGAACCUCGAGACCGAAAGGAAAAGGAGGGAGAAGCUCAGUUCCAGGCUCUUGAUGCUGCGUUCUUUAGUGCCCAUCAUCACAAAUAUGAACAAAGAAACUAUUAUUGACGAUUCGAUAACAUACAUUAAGAAGUUGCAAGAUGAGGUUGAGAGCCUCACACGCGAGCUUCCCGGAAUUGAAGCAAACUCAAAAGAAGUAGCAAAGCCAAAGGUGGAUCAAUUUGAUGCUGCAGAAGAGAUGAAGAAAUGGGGGAUACAGGAAGAGGUCCAGGUAACAAAAAUUGAUGGGAAUAAAUUGUGGGUCAAGAUGAUCAUUGAGAACAAGAGGGGUGGUUUCAAAAAUUUGGUGCAGUCUCUGGAUACUUAUGGCAUUGAAUUGAUAGACACCAAUGUCACAGCCAUGAAAGGAGCCUUACUGAUAACAACCUGCAUACAGGGCAUGCAUGGUGAAACACUUGAAGUUAAUCAAACUGAACAGUUCUUGCUUGGUAUUCUAAGAACCAUUUAGAGUAUCUUAUAGCUUAUUUCUUAUGUACUCAUCCAUGAAAUUGAAAUGGAUUUUAGGUUAUUUUAUUGUUGGAUCAACUUCUCUUUCGAAUUUCCAAUAAUAGUAUUGAACAAGUACA
Messenger RNA from Lotus japonicus, 770 nucleotides. Its product is annotated as transcription factor DYT1-like. The transcript is spliced from 4 exons. The coding region runs from base 20 to 652 and encodes 210 amino acids. Lineage: Eukaryota; Viridiplantae; Streptophyta; Magnoliopsida; Fabales; Fabaceae. The record is from RefSeq and is a predicted model, not a curated record. Gene Ontology annotation, biological process: regulation of DNA-templated transcription. Gene Ontology annotation, molecular function: DNA-binding transcription factor activity; protein dimerization activity; sequence-specific DNA binding. Gene Ontology annotation, cellular component: nucleus.